ACCCAGCCUUGUAUCAACUGAUGACACAGGACUGGAGAUAGGGAGGUGGGAGAAGAAUCAUUGGAAGAGGAGGGAGUGAGCGACUGGGAAAAUAGGGAGUUGGCUUAGAAAAAGGGAGGGUCUGAGAGACAGAAGCUAGCAAAUAAUUUAGUAGAGAGAUGGCUGAUGUGAGCGAGGUUUUGAUGUCGGUUCUGUCCACUAUUCGGGUUCCGAGGCCCGGAGAUCGUGUCCACAAAGACGAAUGCGCCUUCUCUUUUGCAAACCCGGAGGCAGAAGGUGGUCUAUAUGUGUGUAUGAACAGUUUCCUUGGCUUUGGUGCUCAGUAUGUGGAAAGACAUCACAAUAAGACUGGCCAGCGGGCGUAUCUGCACAUCAAGCGCACUCGUAAAGCACAGACAGAUGAGGACACAAAUUCUGACUCACCAAAAAAGAAGCCGACACGGUUGGCUAUUGGGAUAGAAGGAGGAUUUGAUGUAGAGCAGGAGCAGUAUGAGGAAGAAGUCAAGGUUGUCCUCUUUCCCGACAAACAGGAAGUGACUUUGGAGGACCUGACGACCAUGCCCGAUGUUGUGAGAGAGCGGGUGUCCCUGUCCAUGGCGGGGCUGAUGUCGGCAGACUCGGUGGGCCACGCCCUGCAGGUGCAGCAGUGGGAUGGCGAGGUGCGGCAGGAGUCCCGGCACGCGGCCGCGCUGAGCCAGCUGGACAACGGCGUCAAGAUCCCUCCCAGUGGGUGGAAGUGUGAUAUGUGUGGCUUGGAGGAAAACCUGUGGAUGAAUCUCUCAGAUGGGAAGGUGCUCUGUGGGCGCAGAUACUUUGAUGGCACUGGGGGCAACAAUCACGCUCUCCUGCACUUCCAGCAGACUGGAUACCCCCUAGCCGUAAAACUGGGUACUAUUACCCCCGAUGGAGCAGAUGUGUACUCUUAUGAGGAAGAUGACAUGGUUCUGGACUCGAAGUUACCAGAACACCUGGCUCACUUCGGCAUUGAUAUGAUGACCAUGGAGAAGACAGAGAGCACGAUGGCGGAGCUGGAGAUCGCGGCAAACCGGCGCGUGGGGGAGUGGGAGGUGAUCCAGGAGUCGGGGGCCAUGCUGCAGCCCCUGACGGGCCCCGGCCUCACCGGGAUGAGGAACCUGGGGAACAGCUGCUACCUCAACUCGGUCAUGCAAGUGCUCUUCACCGUGCCAGACUUCCAGCACAAGUAUGUCUCCAACAUCGAAAAGAUUUUUGCCAACGCUCCAAGCGAUCCCACACAGGACUUCAAAACGCAAGUGGCAAAGUUGGGCCACGCUUUGUUGUCAGAAGAAUAUUCUAAACCUACCUGUGACUCUGAAGAUGACCCCAGUGGUUAUCAGGUCGGCAUAGCGCCACGAAUGUUCAAAGCAUUAAUUGGUCGAGGACACCCUGAGUUCUCCACCAAUCGGCAGCAAGAUGCUCAGGAGUUUUUUCUGCACUUCAUUAACAUGGUGGAGCGGAAUUGUCGUUAUGGGGAAAAUCCCUCGGAGGCCUUUCGCUUCCUGGUGGAGGAAAGGAUCGUGUGUCAGCAGUCAAACAGAGUCAAGUACACACAGAGGGUGGACUACAUCAUGCAGUUACCUGUGCCAAUGGAACAAGCCACCAAUGCAGAUGAGCUGCAGGAGGCGGAGCAAAAGCGUGUGGAGGCGGAGGCUGCUGGCGUGCCCCCGCCUCCCGCCCCCAGGGCUUCUAUUCCAUUUGAAGCCUGUCUGGCUGCCCUGAGUGAACCCGAGACUCUGAUGGACUUCUGGAGCUCAGCUGUCCAGGCUAAGACCACUGCCAGCAAAACAACCCACUUUGCCUCCUUCCCGGAUUAUCUCGUCAUCCAGAUCAAGAAGUUCACCUUUGGCCUGGAUUGGAUACCUAAGAAGCUUGAUGUGAGUAUUGAUGUGCCUGAAACACUGGAUCUGAGUUCGCUCAGAGGGACGGGGCUACAGCCAGGGGAGGAGGUGCUUCCGGAGGUGGCCCCGCCUCCUCUCAUGACCCCCGACGUGGAGGUCAAAGGUAUCCUGGGCUCCCACGGCAACGAGGAUGACGACUCGCUCUACUCCCCACUGCUGUCCCCUGUAAUGGAUGACUCCAUAGUGUCCCAGCUGUGUGAGAUGGGCUUCCCCCUGGAGGCCUGCAGAAAGGCAGUCUACUGCACUGGGAACACUGGGAUCGAUGCAGCCAUGAACUGGGUGAUGGGUCACAUGGAUGACCCAGACUUCUCCGCCCCCAUGGUGUUGCCGUGCGGCAGCUCGGCGCCGGGGUCCACGCCCACCGAAACGAUAUCCGAGGAUCACUUGGCAACCAUCGUCUCCAUGGGUUUUGGCCGAGAUCAGGCCACGCGAGCACUGCGGGCCGCGAGCAAUGUUCUGGAGCGGGCCGUGGACUGGAUCUUCUCCCACCUGGACGACCUGGAGUCCAUGGAUGUGUCGGAGGGGGGGCGUUCUGCCGCGGAGAGCGAGGGCGGCAGGGAGCCCCCCCCUGGACCCCGCGUGAGGGACGGAGAUGGAAAGUAUGAGCUGUUUGCCUUCAUCAGUCACAUGGGAACAAGUACCAUGUGUGGUCACUACGUCUGCCACAUCAAGAAGGACCAGCAGUGGGUGAUCUUCAAUGACCAGAAGGUAUGUGCCUCUGAGAAGCCCCCCAUGGACCUGGGAUACCUAUACUUCUACCAGAGAGUGGCUGAGUGAGAGAGAGGGGAGAGAGAUACCUGUACUUGUACAGGAGAGUGGCUGAGUGAGAGAGAGGGGAGAGAGAUACCUGUACUUGUACAGGAGAUUGGGUGAGUGAGAGAGAUACCUGUACUUGUACAGGAGAUUGGGUGAGUGAGAGAGAUACCUGUACUUCUACCAGAGAGUGGUUGAGUGAGAGAGAGGAGAGAGAGAUACCUGUACUUCUACAGGAGAGUGGCUGAGUGAGAGAGAGGGGAGAGAGAUACCUGUACUUCUACAGGAGAGUGGCUGAGUGAGAGAGAGGGGAGAGAGAUACCUGUACUUCUACAGGAGAGUGGCUGAGUGAGAGAGAGGGGAGAGAGAUACCUGUACUUGUACAGGAGAUUGGGUGAGUGAGAGAGAUACCUGUACUUCUACCAGAGAGUGGUUGAGUGAGAGAGAGGAGAGAGAGAUACUUGUACUUGUACAGGAGAUUGGGUGAGUGAGAGAGAUACCUGUACUUCUACAGAGUUACUGAGAUACCUGUAGUUCAACAGGAACAUGACAAAGUGAGAGAGUGAGAGAUAUACCUGUACCUUUAUAUCAGAAUGACUGAGAGAAACCUAUCCCUGUGGGAGAGUACCUCACUAAAUGACAAAUACCAUCUAUAGGAGUGACUGAAUGCAAGAGAGGGGGGCGAGAGACUGGUACUCUCAUUUAGUUUGAGAAAGAGGUUAGAGGUACCUGUACCUCUACGGAAGAGUGACAGUGUGAGUUAGAGGACUGAGAGGGACCUGUGCUUCUGUUGUAAUGAAUGAGCAAGAGAGAGGGGUUGUGACAGAAGAGGAGCUCUGAGGCAGAAAGGAAGGAAGAGAUGCAAAUGGAACAGAUCUAAUCGUACGACUGGCACACACACAAGCGAGUGGCAGGUUAGAGGGAGGGAUGGAUGGACAGUAGGAGGUGUCCACCCUUUGUCACACCUCACUGACAUGCCUCUCUCAUGCCUCUAUCUCUUGUCUCUAUUGCCCCCCCCCCCUUCCCAAAAAAACUCAUCAGCUCUCCAAACUCAACCUCUCUGUUCCUCUCCCCCCUGGGCAGCAGCUUUUGUGUUGUGUUAUAGCUGCUUCAGCCAAUUAAGUUCCUGCUCUCCCCUAUGAGAUAUAUAUUUAAAAAACCACUGACCAGAAAAAUUAAAAAUGAAAACUGAAUCCACUGUACACACUGUACAUGCACACUUCAGACAAAGCAGUGCUGCUUCUUCUGGCAAAUGUGGUAUGAAAGAGUGAUAACAAUGAGAAAGAGUGUGUUGCUGUGUCCCCCAUGCUGUGAAAAAUAAAAAUGUAUCUCUUCCUUGAA
This is a messenger RNA of Anguilla rostrata (American eel), 4010 nucleotides long. Its product is annotated as ubiquitin carboxyl-terminal hydrolase 5-like. Lineage: Eukaryota; Metazoa; Chordata; Actinopteri; Anguilliformes; Anguillidae. The record is from RefSeq and is a predicted model, not a curated record. The transcript is spliced from 20 exons. Gene Ontology annotation, biological process: protein deubiquitination. The coding region runs from base 159 to 2693 and encodes 844 amino acids. Gene Ontology annotation, molecular function: cysteine-type deubiquitinase activity; protein binding; zinc ion binding.